Messenger RNA from Limanda limanda (common dab), 966 nucleotides. It is a transcript of the gene alx1, whose product is annotated as ALX homeobox 1. The transcript is spliced from 4 exons. Lineage: Eukaryota; Metazoa; Chordata; Actinopteri; Pleuronectiformes; Pleuronectidae. Gene Ontology annotation, biological process: positive regulation of transcription by RNA polymerase II; embryonic skeletal system morphogenesis; negative regulation of DNA-templated transcription. Gene Ontology annotation, molecular function: DNA-binding transcription activator activity, RNA polymerase II-specific; RNA polymerase II transcription regulatory region sequence-specific DNA binding. The record is from RefSeq and is a predicted model, not a curated record. Bases 1 to 966 code for a protein of 321 amino acids.
AUGAUGGAGUACAUGGAGGAUAAGUUUGCCUUGAAAAGUCAAGGGAUGAAGGCCAGCGAUUACUACAUGGACCAGGUCAUGGAGAGCCUGGACAGCGCGCAGUACUUCACCAAGUCCUCCGCGAAGUGCGCGCAGGCCUUCGGGCUCCAGAGCGGCGAACACCGCUCAUCGCCCUGCGGAGACCAAAACGCCAGUUACGGUGUGCCAAAAACGGACGAGGACACUUUGCACUCGGACCUCGGCAGGUCCAUGGACAGUUGUUGCACCCUGCGCGCGUCCCCGGUGACCAGCGGGCAGGAGAAGACGGACUUGGACGACAUGGCGGACAAGUGCGACAGUAACGUGUCCAGCAGCAAGAAGAGGAGACACCGGACCACGUUCACCAGCGCGCAGCUGGAGGAGCUGGAGAAGGUGUUCCAGAAAACGCACUAUCCAGACGUGUACGUGAGGGAACAGCUGGCCAUGAGGACGGAGUUAACGGAGGCCAGAGUGCAGGUGUGGUUUCAGAACAGAAGAGCGAAGUGGAGGAAGAGGGAGCGCUACGGGCAGAUCCAACAGGCCAAGACGCACUUCGCAGCCACCUACGAUUUAGCCGUUUUACCGAGGACCGACAGCUACACACAGAUCUCCAACAACCUGUGGCCGAACCCGGCCUCCGGCGGCUCCGUGGUCUCCUCCUGCGUGCUGCCCCGAGGCUCCCCGCCCUGCGUCACUCCCUACUCACACUCUCCCCGCUCGGCCGCUGGCGCUGCCGACCAUGGCUACAUGGGUUUCCCCAAUCAGCAGAACCAGUUCGGUCACGUAUCCCUCAACAACUUCUUCAGUGCAGACUCUCUCCUCACGCCGGCGGCCAACGGCCACCACACCUUCGAGACCAAGCCAGAGUUCGAGAGGCGCUCGUCCAGCAUCGCUGUGCUUCGCAUGAAGGCCAAGGAGCACACGGCUAACAUCUCCUGGGCCAUGUGA